AAGGUUUCAAACAAACAGAAACAGACAGCCAUAAACGUUCCGUAUGAAAUAAACAAACAAAACAUUCAAAGUCAAAUGUAUUUAUAGUGUUCAGUAGUUAUAACCACAUUUAAUUCUAUUUUUUAAUCGUAUUAAAUUGAGGAAAGUAGUUCACUACAAAUAUGAAAAGACUGAAGUAAUUACUUACAAUUCAAUUUCCUUUUGAAAUUAUCAGAAAAUGUGCUGGCUGUGAUAAACAAUAACACCAUCAGUUAGGGAGCUUCUUUGGGCACUGAGAAAAAUACAAUAAUCAGUUUUUCAACAUGGUUUCUUCACACAAAGAAGAUGAUGAGUUGCCGGACAAGAAUGUUGCUAGAGAUUUCUAUGCAAAAUAUGAACCCAAAGAAGUUCUUGGAAGAGGCGUGAGUAGCACAGUAAGAAGAUGUGUGGAAAAAGAUACUGGACGAGAAUUUGCGGCUAAAAUUAUUGACAUCAGCGCAGAUAUGGAUGAUUCUUCUGGUAGUUUAAAAGAAGCGACUCUUAGAGAAAUAUCAGUUUUAAAAUUAGUAGCUGGACAUCCUUACAUAAUUGAACUACAUGAUGUAUUUGAGUCAUCAACUUUCAUUUUCCUAGUUUUUGAAAUAUGCAAAAAUGGAGAGCUUUUUGACUACCUUACUAACGUAGUUGCCUUAUCUGAAAAGAAGACCAAAACUGUUAUGAAGCAGCUUUUUGAAGCAGUCGAAUUCAUUCAUGAUAAAAAUGUUGUUCAUCGAGAUUUAAAGCCUGAAAACAUUUUAUUAGAUGAUUCUUUUAAUGUAAAGUUGACAGACUUUGGCUUUGCACAAGUUCUAUCUCCUGAUGAAAGAUUAUAUGAACUAUGCGGGACACCUGGCUAUUUAGCACCUGAAUUACUCCGCUCUUCCAUGUAUGAAAAUGCUGAUGGCUAUGGCAAGGAAAUCGACAUAUGGGCAUGUGGUGUCAUCAUGUAUACUCUUCUUGUUGGUUUUCCACCAUUUUGGCAUAAAAAACAGAUGAUAAUGUUAAGAAAUAUUAUGGAUGGAAAGUAUGAAUUCUGCAGUCCGGAAUGGGAUGACAUUACAAAUUUACCAAAGGAUUUAAUCAAAAAACUUUUAGUCUUGGAUCCAAAGAAAAGAAUAACAGCUUCUGAAGCUUUAAUGCAUGACUUUUUCAAAAUAGUAGUAAGUACUGCAAAAGGCAGAGUAUUCAAUGCAAGAAAGACUUUUCAAUUUGGAAUUCUUUGUGUACGUGCUGUGAUACGUUUAAAGAGAUUGAAAUAUACUCCUGAACCACUAUCUGUAGAUAUUGCCAAAGGUGAUCCAUACCGAUUGAAGACACUUCGCAAGGUAAUUGAUGGUUGUGCAUUUAGAGUGUACUGUCAUUGGGUAAAGAAGGGAGAAAUGCAGAAUAGAGCAGCUCUUUUUGAAAACAGACCUCGUACAGAAAUGAAAACUUUGAUCAACGAAGCUUUAAAACUUGCUGCUGCCAAUUGAUACUACUUAAAAAAAGGGAAUCGUUAUUUACUGAACCAUGAAAGCUAAAUUUUUCAAGUAAAGUUUUAGAUCCCUUUUAAAAUGGGGUGUUUAUUAAUUUUCUCUGUUCAUAUUUAUUAAUUUAUUCUUAAAAUAAAGUAUUAGUAAAGAAUAGUGUGAUACCUUUUCUUGAACAAACUUUGUGUAGUUAUCACUACAUCUUAAAUCAAAUUGCUAUAUGUAUUGUUUUCCUUAUUUUCAUGUAUUUGUAAAUAUCAACUGAAUGUUUAUAGUGUAAAUAGUAGGAAUUUUACUAUUCCCAAUAUUCUUUCACUUUUCUGAUUCAAUUCCAUUGAAAGUUCUUUCAUUAAUUUAUUUUUGCAUAUGUUUUGAAGUCAAAUUAAUAUAUUUCAGCUUUAUAUAAUGGACAAACUCAUUUCCAACAUAAAGGAAAAUUUGAAUUGCACAAAAAAAAUUUCUUCAUUUUUUCAAGUGUUGCAUUUUAUUAGAUAUCAUAUGCAAUAAACUCUCUCUGAGGUGGAAUUUAUCACUAGACAUAAAUUCUGUUUCAGAAUGGUUUACACAAACACACAUUUUUAUAAAAUAUGAUGAUUAAGAUUCUAUUACAUAAAAGUAAUUAAAUAAUCUUUUAAAACUUGAAACAAAAAUACUUAUAAAUGUAAUUUUUCUUAUUGUUGAAUGUUUACACAUUUUAUAAAAUGAAAAAUAAAGUACUUUUUCAUUGUUUUCUAUUUGCAACACAUGCUUCUGUUAUAAAUCAAAUGUUACAAACUAUUUAAAUUCUAUGAGUUUUUUUUUUUUUUUUUUUUUUUUUUUUUUUUUUUUAAAGCUUUCUUUGAUGUAACCUUCUGUGAUCAUAGUGCCCUUAUCAGCUCAUAAGUCUGAAAUAUAAUUACUACUGUUUUCUUUUUUUGUAAGAGUAAUAUAUUUGAACUAAAAAAAUCAUUGAAAUAUUCAAUUGAACAGUUCAAAUUUCUUCAUCAGUGUUACUAUUGAAUAAUUGAUCAACACAAAUUUCAUCAUCAGUGUUCCAAAUUAAUAAUAAUUCAUGUUGAAAAUAAAGGAUCAUAACUCAAAUCAAGGAGAUGUUUCCUAAGACCACUUUUUGCACCUUUUGUUGACUGUUGACCUUGUUUUAUUGUUAGUCGAGUGUACAGAUAACACACCAAAUAAAUUAAUAAUAUCUAUAUUAUCAGAGGAUAUGCCAGGAGUUAGAUCAAUGUAGCUUGUAAGAGUUAGAUCACUGUAAAAUCAUUUGAGUAAAUGUAUUUAUUAUAUAAUAUUAAUUUUAUCUUAUUUAUUAUUUAAAAACUUUCUUGACUAUGUAUAUCAAAUGUUAACUAAAUCCCCUUCUAAAUUUCUUAUUUAGUUGAAUUAGUUUAGUAUUUGUUUUUUUUUAAGAUAAAUUUCCUAUUUCGAAAAUAAAAAUGAUUUUGUAUUUAAUAAGGCAUGAUUUCUAAAAUAGGCUAUGAAAUGUAAUAAAAGUUAGUUUUUGACAUAAUUGUUGAUAAAGAAUUGUAUCAUAACUUUAAAUCAAGCAAAAAUGUGUAUUAAAUUUCACAUUUUUGUUUUUAAAAAAAUGGUUCAAGGCUAUGAUAUGCACAGGGUGGUCAUAAAAAACUUUUUCUGUGCAUGAACCCCUAACAUCCUAACUGCUUUGAAUUGAAAUGUAAAUAAUGAUUUUUGGAGGCAUCUGCUCAAGUUUGUGCUACAAAUAUUGUUUCUUACCAUUUUAGUUUUUUUUACUAUGAGGAUGACAUUUGGAUGAAGAAAGAUUACCCUUCUAAAAUUUUGAGAUUUGUGCUUCGUAACUUUGACCUUGAGUUAUUAUUGAAUAUUACAAUAAAUUCUCAUAAUCUAGAGCAUAUCCUUUCAAAUAAUGCUAUCUGAAAUUUCCUAUCUGAAUUUUAAUUCGUUAAGGGUUUGAUAAGGAAAGGUUGUUUUUUUAUCAACACCCAGUACUUUUGUUUAUUAACCAUACUUACAAGACCCAUCUCUUGAUCAUGUUUUGCUCAUUAAACUAAGUAUAUCACAAAUUGUAAAUUUGUAGUUAAUGUGUAUAGACUUGUAGCUUUUGUACAAAUGUAGACUAAAACUAUUGUGAUGCAUUUUGUGUGUGUUAAAAAGCUUAAUAAUCAUGAUCUGUUUGUACAUUGAUGUUGCUGUUAUUGUUGGCAUUAAGUGUUAAUUGCAUUUUUAGAACUUUAUAAGCAAGUCUCCUUAGACAGAUAGCUCUUUUUAGUUAAGGAUUUAGCUGAAGUAAUAGGAGGGAUACAGUAUCCAAUCUAGGAUUGGUAAGAUUGUGCCUUUUAAUCAUUGACGUAACACGUAACAUCUAUGCAAAAAAAAAAUUCAAAAACGAAACUGUAACAAAUGCAUGAAUAGGUUUAAUUUGCAUAUGGGAAACAAAUUUUAAGUUUUUAUGAAUGACAUAAACAUGUGCUUUUUAUCUAAGUGGUGUUAAGAAUGAAAAAAUAAUUUCCAUGUGUAAUUUUUUUUAUGUCUGGUAACAUCUGCAUUUUAAAUGUAUAUAGUUGCCUAAAGAAUUAUCUGUGCCUUCCUGCCUUUUCAAAGGCUCAUUUGUUAAAUAAAGCUUUAUUUAAUCUUUGUUAAUGAUAAACUAAUAAUGACUAAUCAAUUUCCAAUUAUACUUUGUACAAUUUUUUUAUUUUUGACUAUCAUACAAAUUGUUUAAUUGUAAGAAUUUGUUCUUCUUCUAUUUUUUCGAAGUUAAGAAGAACGUUUAUUGACUAUACUGUUAAUCGGUGAAUUCUAUAGCUCAGUUAAUAUCCCAGUUAGUCUCUAUAAUUCAUUUGCAGCCUCCAAAACAAAAAAGAAACAAUGUGUAUAGAAUUUUUCUUAGAUAAAAUGAUGUACAAGUUUAGUUUUUAAUGUGAAAUAAUUUAAUUACAAAGAUUUUUAAAAAAAAAAUUAUCUAGAAAUUAUAUUCAAGUUGAAACGAUGCUUACACCUAGAUUAAUGAAAGCAACCAUAAUAUUUUUCUUUUACUCAAUUGUAAGUUUGUUUCUAUUAAUACGGGGAUCUUUUCAAAAGGUGAACAUAGAUAAUUUUGAUUUUCAUUGAAUAUUCUCUCCUUAUUCAAAUACCAAGAAGAAAAUUUACCUUGUACUAUUUUUUUUAUUUAAUAUUAGGACAUUAGAUUAUCCUAAACAAUAAAUUAUUGUUAUAACUUAUCUAGUGCUGCCAUUUGUUGUGAAUGUUAUUAAGAGAUUGUCGGAAUGAAACUUUAUUCUCAUAUUUUUCUUGUUUACCAUCUAAAAAGAAUUUUAAAAAUUUUCAUAGUUAGAUUGGCAAAUUUUACAACUUGGAUGUCAAGAAUUAGCCCUUUUUCUUAGAGAAAAAGAGCUUUUAUGGUUUUUAUAAGAAACUUGUGCAGUUAUUAAUUUUUAUUCCUGUCACUAGACAGAAUUAUAAAUUUGCUCUCAAAAUUUGCCGCAAUUUAAAUUUAAUUAUUAUCUCAGCUUAAAGUUCAAAUCUGUGUUGCGCCCAACCUUUUGAAAACUGCCCUAGUAAUGAAUAUUUUAAAAAUCUGUAAAUUAAAGGGGUUUUUUUCCCCGUGAUAUUAUAAUUUAGUACAGGAUGUCUGAAUAAAUCAAUGUUUUAAAAACUGAAAAAUAAUUUUAAUUCUUAUAUUAGUAUCUGUUAUUUAUACUCAGAUCGAAUGUAAUAUAGUAUUCUCUGCUACAAGUAUCUGUGUUACUUCUAAAUUAAUAUUUUGUUGUGUUACUUUUUCUGCGAACUAAAAAAUAAAGUUUAUGUCGUAUCUAAUCAUGUAUGAUAUUUUUUAUUGAUGUUUUGCUGUUUCUUAUAAAAAUUUAGAUAUUCAAAUUCUUUUCACUUUGAAAGUAAAUUUUUAUACUCUAAAUUUAACAUUGGGUGAGUCCCCUAAAAUGCAGCUACUGGAGGGUUUUCCAGAACUGUGUAAUCAGUUGAAAUCGCCACAGUAUUUUGCAUAAUCACUGUCGUUAGUUGAAGAGUCCUAAUUAGUUUUAAGAUAACCUAGACUUGGAAAAAUUUCCGAUUUCUUUUUUUUUUCUUUGUUAACCAAAGAUUUUGUGUUAAAUUAGCUUUUUAAUUAUAUUUAUUUUUAACUGAAAAGAUUAUUUUUGUAAUAUUUUUUCUGUAACUUUUUUCAUUGAAUUGAAGGUUCAUAUAAAAUAUUCAUUGGAAAGGGAAAAUUAUACAGAUUUGCCAAAUCAGAGCUAGUAAAAAUGUUCUUAUGUCACACAGAAACUAUGUACUGGAUUGUUCCAAACGUCUGCAAUGGUUGUUUACAUUUUAAAAGUUAAGUCAAUUGGGGGGGGGGUGAUAUUUCUAGCCCCAUGUCAGAAUAAAAUCCUUCUAAAAAAUAAUAAUACAAACUAUCUGUUACACUGUGACUCAGUUUCAAUUAUUUCCUUUUAUAUCCAAUUUGUAAAUUUUUUCCUGACAUUCAUGAAUUGUGAGAAAGCUUUACCUUUAAAAAUAGAUAAAUGAAAGUUGCAAUUUUUAAAAUUGGUUGAAUAAUGAAAUAAACAUUCAAAUCUAUGCACACAAAAAAAGGAAGUUGCCUAUAGACACAUGGCAAUUUUUCCAAAAUGAUUUUUAUGCUUGCACUAUACAGUUGAUGAAAAUAUUAAGCCUCUCCAGAGUUCAUAGUUUUUAUUUGUGUUAUCUAUCUACCUUUUUUUAUACGUAAUUUUUAAGUUUCUGUGACAGUUUUCAAUUGCCAGUUUGGUAAAAAAAUUGAAAUGACAGAAACUGACAUCAAAACCAUCCUUUUUGAAUGUUUCUUUAUGCUUGGUGCUUUAAUUUUUUAAAUAUAUAUAUUAAGAAAAGUAGCUAUUAAAUAAUCUUUUUAUAUUUUCAAGUAUUAUACCCUGCUUGUGAGAGUUGGUGGCUCCUCAUGACAUCGUAGUGCAUUGUCUGAAAUUCACUAGUUUAAAUUAUUUCAUUCUUUAUUUUCUCUGAUUUUUAAAACCAUCAAAUGUGUUUAAUUACUCAAUUUCUUAUGUUGACUUUUAGUACUAAAAAACCAAAAUAAAGAGUAUCAAGUUAAAUUAUGAAAAAUUAAAAAAAAGUGCCAAAAUUUUUCUUUUUCUACUUUUAACAUUUAUUUCUGGUAUAUGUGUGCUAUAAAUUUUAAAUAACUAUUCUAAAUGUACCAACUUACUACUCAACUUAUUUUACUGUGUAGAUUCAAUAUACUGCAGCCUGAAUAGUCAUUGCAUGAAAUUUGUUUAAAUAAACUAUAUUUUGCAAGCAAUGCAAUAUUAAGUGCAAUUCAUUGAAUGUUGUAAAAUUUGAAUUUGCACGAGCUUGAAUACUUGUACUGCUGUGCAGUUGUAAAAAUAAAAGGUAAAGUGCUCCACAAAAGAUAUACACUUACCUUGUUUUUUCAAUUGUAUGAUGAUAUACACUUAGUUUACUUUAAAGCAAUAUGUAGUUUAUAAUUUUUGUUUAAUAUAAUAUAACUGUGUUUGAUAUUUUUUACUAUUCAAAUAAUCAUCAAUUGCUCAAAUAUUAGCUCAAUUUGUUUUUCCAGUUUGAUAUAAUUGAAAUAAGCAAAUGUUCAUUAUGAGAAAUUAGUUUCAAAGUAACAUUUAAUCCCUUUGUAUUUUUAUAAUAUGGUAAUAAUAUUAAUUUCAAAAUGGAAAUUAUUUACUAAAUUAUGAAUAAUAUGGUAUAUUAUCUGCUUUUAUUAAUAAAAUGAGGCUAGUUUUCAUUGUUUAAACAAAAUCCUUUAUGUACCUAUUAUUGUAAUAAAAGUAACCUUCAAGUUAUGCUUUAUGUUGUACUUGGAAUAAAGAUAAUUAAAGUAAA
Molecule: messenger RNA, 7313 nt
Organism: Parasteatoda tepidariorum (common house spider)
Lineage: Eukaryota; Metazoa; Arthropoda; Arachnida; Araneae; Theridiidae
Gene: PhKgamma
Product: phosphorylase kinase gamma
Biological process (GO): protein phosphorylation; glycogen metabolic process
Cellular component (GO): phosphorylase kinase complex
Molecular function (GO): phosphorylase kinase activity; ATP binding; calmodulin binding
Source: RefSeq, a predicted model, not a curated record